GAACGAGCCUUGACAGUUGUCACAUUUGGCAAGCCGACCAUAGCUGUCAUUCGGCUCAUGACUUCCGCUGAACGACACUUCCUAGUUCUUUUUGUUGGUGUUUGCGAAAGUGAUGGUACGCACGAAGAAGCCAAUUUUAAUUGACGGACGUGGACACUUGCUGGGACGGCUGGCUUCGGUCGUCGCCAAGCAAAUCCUGUCUGGAAAUGCAGUGGUAGUGGUGCGAUGUGAAGGCCUUCAGCUGUCCGGCCAUUUCUUCCGCAACAAGAUCAAAUUCUUGGCCUAUCUGCGGAAACGCUGCAACGUCAACCCGGCACGCGGUCCAUUCCAUUUCCGCGCUCCGAGCCGUAUGUUGUGGAAGGCUAUUCGAGGAAUGGUCCCACAUAAGACCAAGCGCGGUCAUAAUGCGCUGCGACGCCUGAAGGUGUACGAAGGCAUUCCGCCGCCAUAUGACAAGAUGAAGCGUGUGUGCGUUCCGAUCGCCCUGCGCCAGCUGUGCCUGCGCCCCGACCGCAAGUACUGCACGAUCGAUCGCGUUGCCCAUGAAGUGGGAUGGAAGUACCGAGAUGUCGUGGCCAACCUGGAAGCCAAGCGCAAGAUCAAGGCACGCAUUGCAUACAUGCACAAGAAGAAGUUGAAGAAUAUUACGUGGAAGGCUCGUGCCGCCGUUGCCAAGAAGAUUGAGCCGCAGAAUGCUGUAUUGAGGGAGUACGGCUAUCUGACGUCGGAAUUCGAGAAGAAGUACAACCGGCCAGUGCUGAAUACCGUCACACCGAAACUUGGCAAGCGCAAGCGUAAGGAGCUGUAUGUGGCUGCAAAGGCCGCCCGCAAAACGGCGAAAUACGCGGCCAGAGCUGCGGCUAAGGAGAAAAAGGCAGCAGCAGCACCCAAGAGUCCGGCCAAAGCGAAGGCAAAGGCUUAAUCUGUAGAAACGGAACACGUUUUGUGUCGCAAUCGGGGAUGAUGGGUGUUUUUGAAGACGAGGCAAAUUUAACAACAUUGCACUCUUCAAAACACAAGCACCAUACGCGCGUUGUCUAUCAACAGAAUCAUCGUAAAGCAACGCGUUUGAUGUAAAGAGAAGAUAAAAUACACAGUCACGUGCAUGUGUGAGCAUGCAUGCGGGAAAACACAAUCUCUCUAA
Molecule: messenger RNA, 1144 nt
Organism: Anopheles stephensi (Asian malaria mosquito)
Lineage: Eukaryota; Metazoa; Arthropoda; Insecta; Diptera; Culicidae
Gene: RpL13A
Product: 60S ribosomal protein L13a
Exons: 5
Coding region: 113-922 (269 amino acids)
Biological process (GO): translation; negative regulation of translation
Cellular component (GO): ribosome; cytosolic large ribosomal subunit
Molecular function (GO): structural constituent of ribosome; mRNA binding
Source: RefSeq, a predicted model, not a curated record